AUGGCCAAGCAGUGCUUCUCCGUCCAGGCCAAGCAGUUGGAUAAUGUUGCCAAGCAGUACUUCUCCGUUCCAAAGUAUUUUCAUGAAGAGGAUCCCAUAGACACCUUAUCAAUUAAAACGUACUCUGCCGGGAACGAGUAUCUGUCUCAACUCUUAACAUCAGUUACCAAUCCGCAACUGUAUGGAGAUGAACGAGAUGGUGUGAUUGCCCGUUUGAAUCAGAUUCAAGCGUUCUGUGGAACUGGAAUCGGCUAUUACGCACCAAACUUCGUUGGCUUUAAUCGCCUGGCUGAAAUCAAGGAUGAAGACGGUCUCGUGAGUCUGAUAAUCAAGAAGUCGGCAAAUGAUGUCAGCAAAAACCGCCAAUUGCUUUGCGACUGUGUGUACAAGAUUAUGGGCGCCAAACCCCAGAUAUCUGUCCAAAUAGAACUUCUGAAGCCGUUGCCGGAUGAUAGAUGCGAAACAGUCAUCUUUAUUGUCGAAUCAAAUCCCAGUACAAACGCGAAACGCCGGGUGCCCGCUUCCGAAGUGUACCAGUUUUUAAACCAGCCAACGAUCAAGUCGCAGUUGCAGGCAAACGCUGCAGUCGAAGAUAUCGCCAUAAGAGCGAAUCUAAACGAAGAGAAGCUUCAAGGGUAUUUGGCCGUCGCUCCUCCAGGAUUCGAUCCGAAUAUCUGGAUUCAAGCACAGAAGGAUAACCCAAAGCCGGGAAAGAUGUUACCUUGGCCAAUACAGGGUUACGACCAACUGCAUUACCGACGACAGCUGCAGUUACAAGAGAUUGAAUUGCAAAAAUGCUAUUGCCAAGUAUGUGUUACUUUGGUUAACAUUUGUGAGAUGAUGGAUUCUGUAGCGAAGUUCGAAAAGAGACUGUUAGCAAUGCAAGCCAAGUUGCUUGAGAUGCAGACAACGCAGAAUACGGUAUCUAAUCGGCUUUUAUCAGUGAUCCGUUCUCAGAUGAUGCGUUUCCGUGAGGGAUAUUCUUUGGAUAGCACCGAAGAGGCACUGAAAACUCGCUUAGAUAGAAUCAACGCCUAUCUGACUGGACCACUUCAGUUGAAAAACAGAAUAACGGAGCUCUUGAGCCAUAUUAGAAGUCGACCCGAAUGCCUCAGUGCCCAGCUAAAGAGUGACAUUGUCGAAGAAAAUUUAACGAUUAACGUGAAGUAUCUGAAGGACAGCCAAGAUUUUCUUGAAAAGAUCACUUCCCUUCUUCAGGCUGACAUAAAAGAUGUGGCGGAAAUGCAACGUUCGUUAAAUCAGGCUGAAAGUCCGUAA
Soboliphyme baturini is the source of this 1278-nucleotide messenger RNA. NCBI's taxonomy places the organism in Eukaryota, Metazoa, Nematoda, Enoplea, Dioctophymatida, Soboliphymatidae. The record is from the annotation of a GenBank genome assembly.